Molecule: messenger RNA, 1488 nt
Organism: Cornus florida
Lineage: Eukaryota; Viridiplantae; Streptophyta; Magnoliopsida; Cornales; Cornaceae
Exons: 1
Coding region: 1-1407 (468 amino acids)
Source: RefSeq, a predicted model, not a curated record
AUGGCAGAGAUUCGCUUGACAACUACUGUCCAACCCGCAAGUCAUGAUCGCGAAUCAACUGAUGGUUUGCGUAUUGACUUAACUCCAUGGGAUCUCCAGCUUCUUUUAGUUGGUCCCAUCCAAAAGGGACUUCUCUUCCUCAAACCAUCACCUUCACACAGACACAGUAGUACUAUCAUCGAUCACCUCAAAGCCUCCUUCUCUCGAACCCUAGACUUCUUCCCUCCUCUCGCCGGCCGUCUCGCCACCCUCAAAAACCCCGAUAACACCACCUCCUUCUCCAUUCACUGCAACAAUGCCGGGGCACAGUUCAUUUAUGCUGUGGCUCCAAAUGCUACCGUGGCCGACAUCCUUGAGCCAGUGUACGUGCCUCGCUUUGUGCACUCCUUUUUCCCAUUAAAUGGAGUUCAAAACCGCGAAGGCGUCUCCAAGCCCUUGCUUGGGGUGCAAGUCACUGAGCUGGGCGAUGGAUUCUUUAUUGGUUGCUCCAUCAAUCACGCAGUCGCUGAUGGCUCAUCUUUUUGGAAUUUCUUCAAUUCAUGGUCGGAAAUUUCCCGCGGUUUUGACAAGAUUUCACGGCCUCCUGUUUUGGAGCGUUGGUUUCCUAAUGAUGUUGAUUGUCCCAUUGGUAUUCCCUUGUGUGACAAACAACUCAAUGGUGGGUUCAUUAGUUUCCCCCCACAAUUUCAAGAAAGGGUAUUUCAUUUUACCAAAGAAAAAGUUGCGGGACUCAAAGCAAAAGCAAAUGCUGAAAUGAACACUAGUCGUGUAUCCUCUCUUCAGGCGCUUAUGGCUCAUCUAUGGCUAUCCAUAAUACGCUGCAGAAGAAGUACUAGUCGUACUGUGGAUGCUGACGAAGAGACGACGUUUAGGUUGGCGAUUGGUGUGAGGCCGAGGUUGCAGCCACCAUUGCCACAAGAGUAUUUUGGAAACGCCAUAUACUUUGAAGCCGUGACCACAAAAGCUGGUGAGCUGCUCAAGCACGGACAAGGUUGGGCUGCUUCGGAGAUGAACAAGGUAAUUGCCUCUCAAAAAGAUGAUGGAAUAAGGAACUACUUCAAGUGUUGGGUGAAAAACCCUAGGAUAUUGACAAUGACUUCGAUGACCAGCAAUGUUGUGCUCCCGAGCAGUUCACCUCGGUUCAAUGUGUAUGGUAAUGACUUUGGCUGGGGAAGACCGGUGGCGGUGCGAAGUGGCGAGGCUAACAAGUCUGGUGGGAAGGUAACAUUUUUUCAGGGGGCGGAAGAAGGGAGCAUUGAUAUUGAAGUUUGCUUGUUGUCCGAGACAUUGAUUUUCAUGGACGAUGAUGCAGAGUGUUUGUCACCAUGUGAAGCCCACGUGAUGAAAUUGAAACCUCUAUUUAUUUUUACUAUUUACAUUUGGAACAAUUUGAAGAUUUUGAACUAGCCUUUUUUUUUUGUCCUCUGUAAUGUUGUGAACUUCAUGUUCCAAUAAUCAGAAAUAAAAUAUGUUCAAGAUUUUAGAGAU